AGCCUCGGCUCAAGCGGAGCAGGCACAAAGAGCUAGUCAUCUGCUCUUCUGCGGAAUCCAGCACGGCGGAUAUGCGAACAUUCCCCAUGUCUUCCAGGACUUCGUGUUGCUGGCGAUCUCGGGGCGGGCGUCUGUUGCUGAACGGUCCAGGUUGACUUCAGCUCAUGGUGGGGUGGUUGCCGUCGCAGUGGACCACCGCCACCAGCAGCAGUCCUGGGCCCGCAGCCGUGAAGACUUGCUGCCGCUCGCAGACGAUAUCGCAACCCAGCGCAAUGUGCAGAACACUGGAUCACGUCCCACCUCGUUGCUGCAAGUCCAGAGUUUUUCUGGCCACACCUCCAUAUACGGAUUUGGUCGGCACUGGCGCAAUGUGACUGGUCUGAGGCCUCUGCAUGCAGAACCGGCAGCCAGCAGGGCGGCCGCGCAGGCCAUCGGGAAGGGAGGCCGCGAUACCGUGCUCGAGGCCAUGGGCGAGCUGAGGGCUAUGCUGCAAGACGCGGAUGCGGGGGUCCGCCGUGAGGCUACAGAUGCCAUCAGGGAGGGCGGCGGCCAGGCCGUGCUCCAGGCCUUAGGUGAGCUGAAGGUCAUGCUACGCGAUGUGAAUGCAACGGUCCGCAAGGCAGCUGCACACGCCAUUCAGAAAGGCGGCGGCCAGGCCGUGCUACAAGCCUUGGGCGAGCUGAAGGUUGCUCUACAAGAUGCGGAAAAGGAUGUCCGCGUGAAGGCCGCAGCGGCAAUCAAGGCGGGCGGCCCCAAGGCCGUGAUCCAGGUCAUAGGGGAGCUGGCAAUGCUGCUACAGGACGAGGAUGGAAUGGUCAGAAAGCAGGCCGCAUCUGCCAUCAGGAAGGGCGGCGGCGAGGCUGUGCUCCAGGUCAUGGGCAAGCUGAAGGCUCAUCUACAAGACGUGGAUGCGGGGGUCCGCGCGCGGGCCGCAAGGUGUAUCAGGGUGAUCGGCCGAAGCGCCGUGCUACAAGCCGUGGGCGAGCUGAAGACCAUGUUGUCAGACACGGAUGCCGACGUUCGCCAGACGGCCGCGAAGACCAUCGGGAAGGGCGGCAGCGAGGCCGUGCUACAAGUCGUGGGCGAGCUGAAGGCCUUGUUGCCAGACGCGGAUGUAGGGGUUCGUAGGAAUGCUGCAGGGGCCAUCGGGGAGGGCGGCAGCAAUGCCGUGCUCCAGGCCAUGGUCGAGCUGAGGUAUCAUCUGCAUGACGUGGAUGCGGGGGUCCGCGAGAAGGCCGUCCGGGCUAUCCAGGAGGGCGGCCCCAAGGCCGAGCUUCAGGCCUUCGACGAGCUGAAAUCCAUGAUGCUACGUGACGUGAAUGCGACGGUCCGCGUGGCAGCCGCAGAGGCCACAACAUCUGCCAUCUUGGAGAACGGCAGCGCGGCCGUGCUCACGGCCAUUGGCGAGCUGAAGACCGCUUUAUCAGACACGGAUGCGGAGGUGCGCGUUUAUGCCGUAACGGCUGUCCGCGAGGGUGACAGCGAGGUCGUGCUCCAGGCCGCGGACGAGCUGAAGGUUGCUCUGCGAGAUGCGGAUGCGAGGGUCCGCGGGGGGUCUGCACUGGCCAUCAAGAAAGCAGGCGUCGUGGCCGUGCUCAAUGCCAUGGGCAAUCUGACUGUAUUGCUAAAAGACGCGGUCCCGUCUGUCCGAGAGGGGGCCGUAGUGGCCAUCGGGCGGGGCGGCAAGGCCGUGCUCAAUGUCGUGCCCGAGCUGAAGGGGUUGCUGCGAGACUCGGAUGCGGGGGUACGUGGAGGUGCCGCGUGGGCCGUCGGGCAGGGCGGCUGUAAGGCCGUGCUCCAGGCAGUGAGCGAGCUGAAAGCUCUGCUGCGCGAGCCGAGCCCGUAUAUCCGCGAGAGGGCCGCAUUUGCCAUCAGCCAGGGCUGUCCCGAGGUCAUCCUCCAGGCCGUGGACGAUCUGAAGGCCGCCCUGCACGACGCGGAGCCGAAGGUCCGAACGGGCGCCUUCUGUGGACGCUGC
Molecule: messenger RNA, 1978 nt
Organism: Prorocentrum cordatum
Lineage: Eukaryota; Dinophyceae; Prorocentrales; Prorocentraceae
Source: the annotation of a GenBank genome assembly